This is a messenger RNA of Pygoscelis adeliae (Adelie penguin), 627 nucleotides long. It is a transcript of the gene SUB1, whose product is annotated as SUB1 homolog (S. cerevisiae). Bases 1 to 381 code for a protein of 126 amino acids. Gene Ontology annotation, biological process: positive regulation of transcription initiation by RNA polymerase II. Gene Ontology annotation, molecular function: DNA binding; transcription coactivator activity. The transcript is spliced from 4 exons. NCBI's taxonomy places the organism in Eukaryota, Metazoa, Chordata, Aves, Sphenisciformes, Spheniscidae. The record is from RefSeq and is a predicted model, not a curated record. Gene Ontology annotation, cellular component: transcription regulator complex; nucleus.
AUGCCUAAGUCAAAGGAACUUGUGUCUUCAAGCUCAUCUGCCAGUGAUUCAGAUAGUGAAGUUGACAAAAAGGCAAAGCGGAAAAAGCAAGCAGCUCCAGAAAAGCCUGUAAAGAAACAGAAGACUGGUGAAAGUUCAAAAGGUGCAGCUUCUUCUAAGCAAAGCAGUAACAGAGAUGAGAAUAUGUUUCAGAUUGGCAAAAUGAGGUAUGUCAGUGUUCGUGACUUUAAAGGGAAAGUCUUAAUUGAUAUUAGAGAAUAUUGGAUGGAUCAAGAAGGUGAAAUGAAGCCUGGCAGAAAAGGUAUUUCUUUAAAUCCAGAACAGUGGAACCAACUGAAGGAACAGAUUUCUGAUAUUGAUGAUGCAGUAAGAAAACUGUAAAGACAGAGCCAUACAGAAACUUUUAUCAUUUUAGUUGUUUUAAGCGGUCUUUUUACAUUGGCUUUUGUUUUCUAAAAUAUUGUUUUCCAAGCUAUUGUAUAUUUGGAUUGCAAAACGAUUUGUAAGAUGAAUACUUUUUUUAUGUGCAUUAAAAGUGUAUUCUGAGUGAGGCUAUUUGUGUAUACUUUACUAAAAGGAAAUGUGUUGCUUUCACCUCAUGGUGUAAAAUAAAUAAUAUGUAAAGCG